AUGUGCGGUAUCUCGGCCUGUCUCACUCUCCGACCGGGGCAGCACUUCCACACCGAAGCCCUGAACGGAUAUGCCAGCGGCACCAAUGGUGCGGCAGAAGCGCACGCCAACGGAAAAGUCAAGGCGACUCAGGAUCUCAGGGAGCAGUUGAGCAAGAGCCUCGAAGCGAUCUCUCACCGAGGACCAGACGCGCAGGGGGUCUGGGUCAGUGAGGAUGGGUUCAUCGGGCUGGGUCAUUGCCGAUUGGCCAUCAAUGACUUGACGCCCGACGGCAACCAGCCUAUCCACAGCGACGAUGAAACAAUCCAUGCUAUCGUCAACGGGGAGAUCUACGAUCACGAUCGUAUCCGAGAGGAGUGCAAACAGCGGGGCUACAAGUUUAGAGGUCACAGCGAUAGUGAAGUGAUCCUGGCACUGUACAAGGCCUACGGCGCCCCACAGUUUCUGGAGCACUUACGCGGCGAGUUCGCCUUUGUGCUGUACGAUGAGGCAGCUGGCAAGGUUAUCUUAGGCCGUGAUAGGUUCGGUAUCAAGCCUCUGUUGUGGACCAUUGUCCGCCAGGAAGAUGGGACAGACAAGUUGAUCGUCGCGCCUGAGGCCAAGGCAUUCCUUCCCUUGGGGUGGAAACCUCAAUGGGAUGUGGGUGCCAUUGUUGACGGCGGAUGGAUGCAAGAUGGCCGAUCGUUGUUCAAGGGUGUGAAGAAAGUACCACCAGGACACUGGAUGGAGAUUUUGAAAGAUGGUGUGAUGCAAAUACAUCAGUACUGGGAUGCGGAUUACAAAGACAAGACGGAGGGCGAGACGAGGAGCGUGGAUGAGAUGGUCCUUGAGCUUCGUGAGAGGCUUACGGAGGCUAUUCGUCUCAGACUUCGCGCUGACGUGCCGAUCGGUAUCUAUCUCUCAGGCGGCAUCGACUCAUCCCUGGUAGCAGGUAUCGUCACUCACCUUGUAAGAGACGAAGGUAUCAAGAUUGGCAACAAGGAUGCGACCAGUCGAAUUAGUUGCUUCACUAUUCAGUUUCCUAAAGAGUCGGGCUUUGAUGAGUCUGACAUUGCAGAGAGAACGGCGCAACAUCUUGGUGUCCAGAUACAGAAGACGCAAGUCAACGAGAGCAUAUUGGCGGAGAACUUUGCUGACUGCGCGUAUCAUUGUGAACAUCAUCACUUUGAUCUGAACUGCGUUGGGAAAUUCACCUUAUCGUCGCUUCCAAACGAGAACGGUGUCAAAGUGGUUUUGACCGGUGAAGGUGCUGAUGAGCACUUUGCUGGAUACGCCUUUUUCCCACCGGAUUAUCUACGCGAGCCAGACUUGUCGAUGCCAAGCUCACCUCUGGUAAUCGACUCGGAACUUCGUCAGAAUAUGCAAAGAUCCACUGAGCGGGACAUUAAGCUGCUCAUCCCCCGCGCCGGAGCCUUCGAACACGGUUGGGAGUCUACACCUGCGAUGAAGAAGGUCAAUGACACACUUUUACCCCCGUGUAUCCUCGCAUGGCACCCGAGCAUCGACAUCUUCUCUCCUUGGGUGAGAGAAAACGACAGAUGGACAGACCUUGACUGUAAAGACGUCAUCGUCAAAUCUUUCAAGCCAGCCAUCCACGAAAAGAUGCAAAAGAAAUGGCACCCCCUUCACACGGCGCAAUACAUCUAUAGCAAAGGGCCCCUGCCAAACGUCCUUCUCAGCUGCCUUGGCGACUUGACAGAGAUGUCCCACAGCGUCGAGGCCCGCACACCGUUCCUCGACCACAAGCUGACAGAGUACAUCAACAACUUGCCGCCGAGUCUGAAGAUGGCGUACACGCCCGACAAGAUCCCGCCCGAGCGCCACCAAGGACCGUGGUGGGAGGGCAUCGGCGUCGCGUCGCAGGCUCUCACUGAGAAGUGGAUUCUGAGACAAGCGGCCAAGCCCUUCAUCCUGAAGGAGCUCUACGAGAGGCAGAAGCACCCGUUCACUGCACCGAUUGUGUGGCCCAAGGGCGGGCCGUUGCACCAAAUGUUAGAGAAGACACUUACGCAAGACAAGGUGGAAAACCUGGGGUUCGUAGAUUACGCGCAGGUCAAGGAAGCUUUAGAUAGAGGUUUCGGGGACAAGGCCGAUGUAAAAGCGUUUAGAAUCUUGCUUUUUGUGGCCGCUUGGGUCACUAUGAGCGAGCGCUUCCGGAUUCCGAAGGCGGUGGUUGGAGACUGGUCUUGA
This is a messenger RNA of Colletotrichum chrysophilum, 2190 nucleotides long. RefSeq lists its product as uncharacterized. The coding region runs from base 1 to 2190 and encodes 729 amino acids. NCBI's taxonomy places the organism in Eukaryota, Fungi, Ascomycota, Sordariomycetes, Glomerellales, Glomerellaceae. The transcript has 4 exons. Gene Ontology annotation, molecular function: asparagine synthase (glutamine-hydrolyzing) activity. The record is from RefSeq and is a predicted model, not a curated record.